AUGCAGCGCUGUUUCGUUCCAGCGGUCUGCCUCAGUUUGUGCGCACGCUCGUUUGCCCCUCAAUUCAUUUCUGAAAAUCUAGGAGCAGCCGCCGACUCGAUCGCAGUUGAGGCUUCCGCUGAGUUCGCGUCUGCUGCGGAGAAGGCAGGAACGCCUGAAGUCGUGCAGCCUCGCGCAAAGAAAAUCCAAAAAAUAAUUUGGGACUUCCAAAAGCUCUUCAUCUCCUACGUUAUUCUCGCCGCAUUCGUAGGAGACAACCCAGCUGUUGUCUUCAACGUUGAAGCCGCCACAAGAGAACAGGAAUCAGCAGCAAACGUAUCGGGAAAAAACGAUGGGGAAGCGAAUGGCCCUUCUGCGCGCGUCGUUGCGUGGCCUUUUGGGGCGCCUGAGGUGUUUAGAAAAAACAUUGAACUUCAGAAACUCGGCAGCGACAAAAAUGAUGAAAAGCUACACAAUUCGUUGUCUCCAGAGCCAUCAGAGGCUCCUUUCACUCCUAUGGCAUCCUCCCUUCCGGAUUUCGCGGUUCAGCCCCUACAUAAUGACAUUGUUGCAGUGGUCUGGGGGACCCCUUCUUUUUGGGAUGCGCUUUCUAUUGAUACAGUUGGCUCUCUGCUUUUCGCAUUUCUCCAGAGCAGGGACAGACAGGACACAAAUGAAUCCUUGUCGCUCCAUGAGGAAGCCUCGGAGUUUCUGCUACGGAAAGCCAUAGUACAGGCUGUCACCAAAAACGAGGAAGCUGUCGGAGAGCUUCUAUACCAUCCUGCCGCUCUUCGCGCCGCUGGCCUUCCUCACUGGAAAGACAGUCGUCUAGAGAUAAAAAGACGAGCUGCCCUAGGAAACAGGAAAGCCGAACUGGAGCUAAUGAAGUGUGUUGUGGCCGCUCAAGAAGGCCAUUUAAACAAAAACGCUCUCGCAUUUGCUUUAUCUCGUCAGCCGUUUUUUGAAUCGGGUGAAGGGAAGCAGAACCAGAACCCCAAAACGGUGACAGCACCUGCCCACCCUGAAUCCCUACAGGGUUCCACCGAAUUCCUGUUUGCCUUUCCUGUCGAUACGUUUACCAUCAACUGUCGAUGCAGCUUGGAUCCUAAUGAGUCUCUCCGCAACAAGGCGGCUGAAUAG
Eimeria tenella is the source of this 1119-nucleotide messenger RNA. RefSeq lists its product as uncharacterized. The transcript is spliced from 12 exons. NCBI's taxonomy places the organism in Eukaryota, Apicomplexa, Conoidasida, Eucoccidiorida, Eimeriidae. The coding region runs from base 1 to 1119 and encodes 372 amino acids. The record is from RefSeq and is a predicted model, not a curated record.